GGGAGUGGAUCUGGAGCUGUCCAGGGGGUCGGCGUGGCUUUUCGCAACGGCUUCUCGCUUUCUCCAAAGCGAGGAAUCAAAGACGCGUUUCUUUUCUCGGCUUUCCCACCGUUUUGGAUUUGAAUUUUUUGGGGGGGAGUGUGUGUGCGCUUCCUUCUUGCAAUUGCAUGGAAAGCGGAAGGAGCCGCCCGAGAGAGAGAGAAAAUUGGAAUUUUGCAGGCAGUUUGGUGGCUGGAGAGAGGGCCAGAAAGGAACAAAAGCCAGCGGAGGGAAAAUACAAGGAAGUUGCUACAUCUACCCUUUCCUUAUAAGUCGGAGAACAACGGGAUCGGGGCCGCUGUUGGCUGGCUGCAAUGAUUGCUUCCAGAAUCCUGGCGCCACAGACGUUGUAGAUGCCGCAGCCCCAGGCUCACCCCACCGACUGGAACAGCAACGUGGCUCUGGAUCCAGCUGCUGAGUGGCUUGGAGGCGCCAUCAUGCACAGAUGUUUGCAGGCUUGACUGGGGAAGACGACUCUUCUCCAUCGCUCUGACUCUCCAGCUGUGUGCCACGAAGUUGGUACCCCUUUUUUCUUCUGAGACGAGCCCAGUCAGCCAAUCAAAAUAGAGUCCCUCAAGGUGAAAGUUGACUUCCUGAAGGUGCCCCUCGGCCUGAAGAAGCCCACUCUGAAGGAGGCAGCAGCUGCCUUGGCAGCUGUCCCGGGGGCCGGGAGACCCAAAUCCGUCAACGUGGACCGCUACAAGGCUCGGCGUUCUGACAACAUGGACAACGAGUCGCAGUACUCGGGGUACUCCUACAAGUCGGGUCACUCGCGCAGCUCCCGGAAACACAGAGAUAGGCGGGAGCGGCAUCGGUCCAAGAGCCGAGAUGGGAGCCGAGGGGACAAGUCAGUGACUAUUCAGGCCCCCGGGGAGCCUCUGCUGGACAACGAGUCAACCCGUGGAGAUGAACGGGAUGACAACUGGGGGGAGACCACCACAGUGGUGACGGGCACAUCGGAGCACAGCAUCUCCCACGAUGACAUCACACGUAUCACAAAGGACAUGGAGGACAGUGCCCACUUGGACUGCUCACGCCACCUGGGCGUCUCGCUCGGCGGGGCCUUGGCCCUCCUCUCCUUCCUCACCCCCUUGGCCUUCAUGCUCCUGCCCCAGUUACUAUGGGGAGAGAAACUGGAGCCCUGUGGGACACCUUGUGAAGGGCUCUUCAUCUCGGUGGCCUUCAAGCUCCUCAUCCUCCUCUUGGGCAGCUGGGCUCUCUUCUUCCGCCGCCCCAAGGCCUUCUUCCCUCGCAUCUUUGUCUUCCGGGCCUUGCUUAUGGUGCUGGUUUUCCUCCUGGUGGUCUCUUACUGGCUCUUCUAUGGCGUCCGCAUCCUGGACUCACGUGACACCAACUACCAGGGCAUCGUGCAGUACGCCGUCUCCCUUGUGGACGCCCUGCUCUUCGUCCACUACUUGGCUGUGGUUCUUCUUGAGCUGCGGCAACUCCAGCCUCACUUCACCCUCAAGGUGGUGCGCUCUACUGAUGGGGCCAGCCGGUUCUAUAAUGUCGGCCAUCUCAGCAUCCAGCGAGUUGCAGUGUGGAUCCUUGAAAAUUACUACCACGACUUCCCAGUUUACAACCCUGCUCUCCUUAACCUGCCAAAGUCUGUUCUGUCCAAGAAAAUGUCUGGGUUCAAGGUGUACUCCCUUGGGGAAGAAAACACAACCAACAACUCAACGAGCCAGUCGCGGGCUGUCAUUGCCGCAGCUGCCCGGAGGCGGGACAACAGCCACAAUGAAUAUUACUACGAGGAGGCGGAGCAUGAGCGCAGGGUGCGGAAACGACGUGCCAGGCUAGUGGUAGCCGUAGAAGAGGCCUUCACGCACAUCAAACGGCUCCAGGAGGAGGAUCAGAAAAACCCACGAGAGAUCAUGGACCCACGAGAGGCAGCUCAGGCCAUCUUUGCCUCCAUGGCCCGGGCCAUGCAGAAAUACUUGCGUACCACCAAGCAGCAGCCCUACCACACAAUGGAGAGCAUCCUGCAACAUUUGGAGUUCUGCAUUACCCAUGACAUGACACCCAAGGCAUUCCUUGAACGUUACCUGACCGCGGGUCCUACCAUCCAGUACCACAAAGACCGCUGGCUUGCCAAGCAGUGGACUCUGGUCAGUGAGGAACCAGUGACCAACGGCCUGAAGGACGGAGUGGUCUUUAUCCUCAAGCGCCACGACUUCAGCCUGGUUGUGAGCACCAAAAAGAUUCCAUUCUUCAAACUCUCGGAAGAAUUUGUGGACCCCAAAUCGCACAAGUUUGUGAUGCGGCUUCAGUCAGAGACCUCGGUGUGAACUGAAACUGGGGCAAGGGGCUUGAAGGGCUUGGAGAUGGCCUUCUGUGAAGGGAGCAGGCAGGUGCACAUCUUUUUUCUUUUGUUCUCUCUGGGAUUUGGAAGAGGCUAUCCAGUUGGCCGAAAGCCUUCCUGGUGUGGGAGUUGACGUCUGCAUCUCUGCAUCGUUUGAUGCGCUGACAUCGACCACUCGAUUUCCGUUUCCUCCAGAUCUCCCCUCCACCAGUUCUUCACAACACCUAUUGAGGGGGAGUAGUCAGGAGAUGGGGGGCGACCUCUUUCUGCCCCUCCCAGUUUCCGUUCUCUCCAAUCCCAGUUGUGCUUGUAGCAAAACCCAGAAGGCGCACAGGGGUGACGGAUGGCAUAUAUCUCCCCUCUCCCCUUGCAAAAAGACACAAUCGAAAGUGUGGUGCCAAAUUUAAGGGCUAAUUCCGUUCACUGUCUUCACCAGCAUCUCCAAACGCAGUGGGGUCUGAGGAACUUCCUUGAAUGUGUUUUUUUAAAAAAGUAAAAAUAGCAACCAACUAACCUCUUGGCUCCAGCCUCUGAAACAUCGCCCAGUUUCGGUGUUGGCAUCUCUCGGUCCCCAAGCUCCAACCUGACUUGCACAAGACUUUAUAGAGCAUCACGGAAGAAGAAAGCAACCUCUGCCCGGUGGCUGCUAUUUUUGAUCUUCCAUCCCUACGUGGAGCGUGGAGGAUGGACCCAGCUGGCCCCUCUUUUGUCGUUUGCAACUUUGGUACAGAAACACCCCUCCGUUUCAUUUUCCUCGGCUGUUUUUUCCCAGCACAACUUUUUUCAGUACAAAACGAAACAAAAAAAAAAAACGAUGGGGUUUUUGGGGUAAUGUUUUAAAAUGGUGAGGGGUUUUUUUCCUUCUAAAAAUGAUGUUGAUCGCUGUGCUUUUUUAAAGAAAUCCUGUGUGUUGUAAAUAAUUGACUUCUGUUAGGAUCGCCGGAAUCAUAGUUGUGUGCACCUCUCCUUGUGGUUGGAGCCUCAUUUACUCAGAGGUGGUUGUGUGUCGGAAGACCCUCGGUGUGAGACCUGGAGGAGAGCGCAGUAUCACAGCCCUCCUUGACAGUUCUCUUCUAAAAUUGAAUUGCUGUUCCACUCCUUUAACUUUCAGUGCAAUAGAGCAGUGCUCUUUCAGCCAUGGGGGGACGGGGAGGUCACUGCUGUGUCCCAAACCCCAGCCAUUCUCUUGCUUCCUUUAGGAAGGACCUGCUGCUAGUGCCCACACCUAGAGAGCGAGGGCUGCGUGCCUCUCUUUGCACAAAUACACUGAGAGAGGCAACAGAAUGGCAAGGCAAAAUAGAGAGGUGGAUUCCUCCAUGAGUGUAACCGUUCACUUAUUCCUCACUAUGGCACCCCAGCUUGGUUCCUGUCCCCUGCUCUUUAGGUCUGCAGCCCACAGUCACAUACUUGACCAUCCUGCCAUGUUUUUGGUGUCACAUGACUUCCUGUCAUAUGAUUGCAGCUCAGUGGGUCCCUGGGUCUGGAAGGGCCAAAGAUCACAGCCAGAGAGGGUUCUCUCCAUAGAGAUGCCAAGGAAUAGAGCAGUUCUGCUCAGUGCCUAUAGCAGAAUCAUAGCUGCACUCAAGUUUUUUUAACUGGAACUUCAGGCACUUUAGCCAUUUCCUGUCUCUGAUCUGAAUCGAGGCACUGCUCUUUUGGAACAUGAUCCAUGGGACAUUCCCCUGCUCACGAUCUUUUGAAAUUAUUGGACUCUCUUGAGCAGUUUCUGUUCAUCUCAACAAGGCGUGUACGGAAGAACAUCCAUUUGGAUUGUGUCCUUAGCUGUUGUAAACCACUAGCAACAGCGUGAAUUGCAUGGCUGUUGGUUGUUUAUCUUGGUUUUAUGGCCCUAGUAUCUCACCACCUUCAAGUAUGAUGUCCUCUUAUACCAGCCACGUUAGAGCAAAAAUGUGUCCAAUGUAAGAGUUGGCCAAUUAUAAUUUUGGCCCUCAGGCAGGCAGUUGGCUUCACUCUGCCUCUGUAAGUUUUUAUAUGCUUAAAAUAGUGUUAACUACUGUGCACCUGGAGGAGAUCUGGGGUUAGUGGGCCCUUCUAGAGUAAUCUAGCUGAAUGCCUUCUGUUGGGUGAUGCUGCAGUGCUACCUUCAGCUAGAAAAGUCCCUAGACAAGUUGCAAGAGGUCUGUAGGCUGGGGAUUUCCCACUUUGGGCUUCUGCAUGCCAUCAGGUCAGAGCCGCAGAUCUCCACAAAUUCCACCAGCAUCUCUUGAGAAUUCCAGUAUAUUUAUUGGCCGCCAUCAAGAAUUCCAAGAGGCUUAUUGGCCAGCACCAGCACAUCCAAGAUGCUUAUUGGCUGCCAUUGUUGACAAGGAAUGAUGACAUCACAACACCUGUAAAUCAGUUCUUCACAUUCAUGUCUUCAACGUGGAUUUUUUAAAAAAAAUCCGCUUAUUUUUCUGGAAGGAAUCCCUUUUUGUUACAGAUACCUCAGGAUUUUUUUUUCUUUUGAAGGGGCUCUUUGUAUGUCUGCUGCAGUUCCAGUUAUCUAAUUUUUUAAAAAUAUUUUUAAAUAAAGAAGGGCAGAGUUUCGGUUGCUCUAAAAGUGAUUGCUAAGUUGGUGCUUUUUGGUGUUGGGAAUUGUCUGUGGGUGGGUUGUUUUGCUUAAAGGCUGAAGGUGAGGACGUGGCGUGAGAUACCUUGUAUUUAAUCACUGUGAUUUUUUAAAUAACAGUUAUUUUAAUACUUGGGGCAUGAUCCAGCUAAUGUGAAGCGCUUUUAAAUCCUAUUGGUUUCCGUGAGAAGGGCUGUGGCUCAGGAGCAGAGCGUCUGCCUUGCACGUAGAAGGUCCUGCGUUCAGUCCCUGGCACCUGUCGUUAAGCUGUUUGGGUACCCUUUAGAAAAUCUGCCUGAGAUCUUUUGCCAGCCAGGGUAGUUUAACCCUGUGCUAGAUAAAUCGGUGUAGUUAUGUCCUCUCAAGGGCAGAACCUAUACAGGAAUGAGAGAAGAAAUAAUGUAUUUUUCACCUUACACCCAGUUAUUUCUGAGGUCAGUGAUACUCAAGAGGCAUAGUUUAAAAACUCCCGGACUUCUAAAUGUUUCCAACCUCUUCAGAGGGAGAAUUUUUCCUGCAUAGGCGUCUGUAAUAUACAGUGUUCUGCUUUGCCCCUUCCUUGUGGGAGAACGUUGCCUUGUGCUACUAAUUCAUCACCAGGUGUCGCAUUUGUAUGAUAUGCUGCAUUCCGUCUCUCCGGCAACUUGAUUGAAAGGGACUCUGUGGUCGAACUCAUGGUUUGUUUGCCAAGAAAAAUCCCCAGGUUCAACCCUCAGCGUCUCUAAUUAAAGAAUUAAGUAGAGGGAAAGACCUUUCCUGACCUGGAAAGAGGCACCACCAAUCAAGAGUUGGCAGAGUGCGUUAGAUGGAGCAGUGAUCUGACCCAAUAUAAUACAGCUUUCAGGAAAAAUAUUCUGACGGGGAAACGGGGUCUGCAGUGACUUAGCAGUUGGAAGUAGUCCAAGAUUAUAUCUGAAGCUUUUUUUAUAGCAGGUCAUUCCUUUGGUCCCAUCGACUUUACAGGCACAAGCCCCAGUCUCUGCUCCACAAGGACCUUUAAUGGGAGGUGACUGGGAUUUUGUAUUAGUGCAUUCCCACCCACCCCACCGCCCUUGGUGAGUCAUCACCAGUGCUUUUUUUUUUUUAGCAGAAGGGAGGGAUAAAAACAUUAAACCUGUGAGUGACCUUCCCCUUGCAAAGAGGUGCUCUGCCACUGAAGCAUGGCCAGACGGCCAGCAUGGACUGACUAUAUGGUUCUCAGGACAUGGUGUGUCUGUGGGAAGGGGGUCAUUUUCAUUUUCAAUGUGGGAAAAUUUAUACUUCUGCUCUACAGCCCCUGAUUUGUGUUUGAAGCUGGCUUUUGGAAGCUCCUGUGUUUGGUCUUGAACAUCUUCAUUUCCAAGGAAUUUAGAUAGCAGUGCUGGGAAAGACCUUUCUCUGUCCGAGAAGACCCUCCAUAGCUAUCCUAAGGGACAUCCUAAUCUCUACCCUAAGCAGAGUUACACCCUUCUAAGCCCAUUGAAGUCAAUGAACUUAGGAAGGGAUUAACCCUACUUAGGAUACCAGCUUGAUCCAGCACCCAUCCAUUCAAGCCCUACCUGGAAUUCUACACAGAAUUCAAGUAGGAGAGGGUGUCCCUUAAGAUCAUAAUCUAAGACAUCUCUCUCUCUACCCCUUUUCGAAAAAACAAAAACAAAAAACAACCAGCCUAAUGAGUAUUGGAGAACACAGAAGUUUGCACCAUGUUUUGUGUCAUUUUGGUUGGUCUUCAUAAAAAGUAUUUCAUGGAGCUUUGGAUUUUGUUGUGGACCAAAUGGCAACCAGCAGACCCUUGUCCGAGUGAAAUCCACAGGCCUUAAUUUGCCACACUUUGGCUGGAUCAGCAAAAAGAGGUAUAUUUCCUAGUCAGAUCUGUGAGGUUGUAUGUUUUGUAUGGAGAGCAUUCUCCUCGUCCCCACCCCCUGCCCCAUGCUGUAAAGUCCAGUUUGCUGCAGGGAGCACCCAGGAGGAGGCCUAAGAGAGCCGGUAUGUUUAAGCGUACAUUGUAAUGUGAAAUGUGAAGAUGUGAAACUUGUGCAGCACAAUUUGCCAGCGGUCCAGGACUGGCUGUAUUUCUCCUUGAAGAAGAUACAGAUUGACAUACCUGGGUUUCUGUGUAAUAUUUAAAAUUACCCAUAGGCAUCUAUCGGUAAUGUUCAUCUUAUGUCAGUGGGAGAUUACCCUGGUGAUACACUUCUCUCUUUCCUCCUGCAGUCACCCCUGUUCUCUCGCUAUCUAGUUCCUGUCCUUUGGCCAUUCUUCCAUUUUGUGUGUGUGUGUGUGUGUGUGUGUGCGUGUGUUUGGCUGCCAUCCCACUGUAAAAUUAUGGCGGUGGUCUGACUCCCCCCUUCUUCUUGUCUCAGCUGUGACUGGUAGGCUUGAUGCAGCUAAGAUACGCCUAUCUCCUUUAACGUGGCACUGGAAUUAAUACUCGUGGGCACAAAUACCUCAGCCAAGGUGGAAAUAGUUGACAGAAAACCACAUCGCAGCCCUUUAAAUAUUUACCGGGUGGAGAGGUGGUUGUCUGAAGUCAUGGCAGUAUCCUCGCAUUACCAGCCACCACCCCCCUCCCGCCCCUGGUUGCUCGUGGAGGUAGUUGACUGAAAUGAUUAGGCCAGAGCUCAUUCUCUCUCUGCAAGUCUGUCGAUCAACAGAAGUGUGUUUAAUGCGUUGAAGUGAUUUUAUUGCAUAGAAGAUAAUUUCAGGUGGGUACCCAUGUUGCAGUGCAGUAGAAGAGCAAGAAGUAGCACCUUAGAGCCAAGCUACAAGUGACGCCUGACGCAGGUUGGACGCUUGUCAGCUUCCCUCAAGUUUUGGCGGGAAAUGUAGGCGUCCUGGUCUGGCAGCUGUAAUGGAGAGCCAAGCUGUAUA
Eublepharis macularius is the source of this 7760-nucleotide messenger RNA. It is a transcript of the gene VANGL2, whose product is annotated as VANGL planar cell polarity protein 2. The transcript has 9 exons. Gene Ontology annotation, biological process: establishment of planar polarity; Wnt signaling pathway, planar cell polarity pathway; multicellular organism development. NCBI's taxonomy places the organism in Eukaryota, Metazoa, Chordata, Lepidosauria, Squamata, Eublepharidae. Gene Ontology annotation, cellular component: plasma membrane. The coding region runs from base 762 to 2327 and encodes 521 amino acids. The record is from RefSeq and is a predicted model, not a curated record.